Messenger RNA from Pseudo-nitzschia multistriata, 1593 nucleotides. The record is from the annotation of a GenBank genome assembly. Lineage: Eukaryota; Bacillariophyta; Bacillariophyceae; Bacillariales; Bacillariaceae.
AUACAGUAUCUGGUACGAAUUCUUACGAAAUUCUCGGUCAACGCAAAUUCAAAAAAUUCCUUUAAAAUGCAGCGUGAAAACAAUCAAGAACAUGCCGCAUGCUGCUCGCUCACAUUCAAAUCGACACAUUAAAUUCACCUUCUAGCUGCGUUUUUCUCCCAAAAAAACCUGUCAUAGGAUCUUUCCAACAAUAAUCACAAUGAGACUUUUAGUUAAGUUUUUAUUCUGCGUUGCAUCCGUUGCAGUGGUAGCUGGCGCAACGGUUGAUAACCGGUCGCUGCAGGAAGACUCGACAUCGGCACCGAAACCGGAUGAUUUGGAGCCGGCGACGGAGUCACCAACUAAAAACAGUGGCGAUGACCAAACGCCCGAGUCGUUGUUUGGGGAUCUACAGGACGGCACCAAAAGUCCUAGUGACGAGAAAGGGAUCGAUAGUCCCAAAGAAAGCUCAGGUGGAUUUGCAGGGGGUUUCGACGGUAUUGGAACCGAAAGUCCCAAAGAAGGCUCAGGUGGAUUUGCUGGGGGUUUCGACGGUAUCGGAACCGAGGAUCCCAAAGAAGGGGAAGAAACCCCCGUUCCUAUGCCCGAUGAUUUUUCACCGAUCUUGCCACCGAUGAUCUCGGAAGGAAAUGAUACUCAAAGUCCAAAUAAGGAGGAAAGUACUCGAUCUCCUAGUGAAAAUGAAGGUACCCAAAGCCCUAAGUCAGGUUCGAAAGGAGAUGAAAAGGGAUUUGGAGGUAUUGAAAAGGAAGAGGAUGAAACUUCAGCUCCUAAAGCCAAUGAUCAGGAUGAGCCUGCAGAAGCUUCUGGCAUGGGAUUUGGCCAAAGCCCUGUUCCAAAACCUUCCAAAAAGCCUACCGGAGCAAGGUCCUCCAGAGCACCCGUUGCGUCUCCUGUUGCAGCACCGACAGACAAAAACAAGCCACCCACGUACAGCGAUGAAUACAAACAACCAUCACUUCGUCCUGCCACAGCACCGAGUCGUCUUCCAUAUGUUUCGAAGGGAGACGACCCUUUACCAACUGCGUCUGAUGACCUUUUUGGAGAAUGGUUCACGAAUGAUUCCACCAUCGAAGAAAUGGAACACGACAAAAAUGUCAUCAUUGCUCUUUCAAGCACUUUCGCAGUCAUGUUUUUCUUCGCAGUAUUUGUUGCUUAUCAAACGUUAAACAAUCCAAACGGUAUUUGCGCAAGGUAUGUAUUUCGUAACCAAGUAAAGUUGGUUGAUUGAAUAUUUUGUUUUGUGACUAGUGGCCUAAUCAAUUGGUUUCUUCAACUUUAUCUUCCCUCUUUCUUUUCGACACCGCAGUAUUUGCAGGAUUACUGUUGCCUGCUGGUGCGGCAUUCUGCGAUGUAUCUGUUACCCCUGUCGCGCUGUAUGCGGAUGCACCGGCGAACCAACACAAAAGUAUAACAUCCCCGAAGAUGGCGGUUUCUCCAACGACCUAGAACUCAGUUAAUAUGAUAAAAUAGUGCUAGAUCAAUUAUCGUAUUCAUUCUUUUCAAAAUACUCAUCUGAGUUCUCCUCGAUCUCCAGGAACAUUGAUGAUGCAUUAGAGGAGUCUUUGAAUCCAAUAUAAACACGCAUUAACG